AUGGGAGAAUCCGAAGAUGGUCAUCGUGAUCGUGAGGGGAAGGAGCACAGGAGGAGGGAAAAGAAACAUAGAGACAGAAAAGAGAAAGACAGGAGUUCCAAAAGAAGCUCCAAAAGCACGGCCAGCGCCAGCGCCAGCUCCUCCAGAACGAGCCUUCCUGAGGAUCAUUCACCUUACAUGGACCCUACGAGCAAAUCCGAUAAAUUUACUCCUGAGAAGUCGUUAUCCAAGGAUAAAGACGCCAAGCCAAAAGCUCAGUCAUCAUGGUGGAGCAGCAAGAAGACGGACAACACCAUCAAAAAUCCUUUCAAGUCGGACGAGACUGAGUCAUCGUGGUGGAGUAGCAAGAAAACGGACGACCUCACUGAGAAUCCUUCCAACAUAGCCAAUUCCAAAACUGAACGGCCCUCGGCCGUGUGGUCCAAAUCCAGCUUCUCGAGUACCGGUUCUUCCAAACCCCACAGCCGAAAGAGGGGAAAGCACGAUAAAACGCAGGGUCCCCUCACGACCACUCAUGUUGCAAUUGUUGGACUUGGUGCUGGUGUCAUUUAUGGCAUUCACUGGUUCAUCUUCAAAAAACGUCCCCAAUACGGCCGGAAAUUAUAUCAGUUCAUGAAUCCAAUAUGGGCACUUGUAUCUCGACCUUUCCGCCCAAGGAUCUCAAAUGUGCCCGGCGACCGACGAUACUCGGUUUUCUCGUUCUAG
Messenger RNA from Hymenoscyphus albidus, 705 nucleotides. NCBI's taxonomy places the organism in Eukaryota, Fungi, Ascomycota, Leotiomycetes, Helotiales, Helotiaceae. The record is from the annotation of a GenBank genome assembly.